This is a messenger RNA of Sardina pilchardus (European sardine), 1967 nucleotides long. It is a transcript of the gene serpinf2b, whose product is annotated as serpin peptidase inhibitor, clade F (alpha-2 antiplasmin, pigment epithelium derived factor), member 2b. NCBI's taxonomy places the organism in Eukaryota, Metazoa, Chordata, Actinopteri, Clupeiformes, Clupeidae. The coding region runs from base 172 to 1611 and encodes 479 amino acids. Gene Ontology annotation, molecular function: serine-type endopeptidase inhibitor activity. The record is from RefSeq and is a predicted model, not a curated record. Gene Ontology annotation, biological process: negative regulation of endopeptidase activity. The transcript has 9 exons.
AUUUACAAGUAGUAGAGACUUAUAUGAGACACAGAUCAAUUAUAGUUGAAGAUUAACUGUUUAAAGGGCAACUGCCAAACUUCUGCUUAGCUCUUCCCAUUGUCCAUUUGUGUCCUUUAGGAGUGGAUCAACAGUCUCCAUCCUUAGAUCAUCACGUCUGGCUGCUAGGACAUGGACUACAGACUACUUGCACUCCUACUGCUCUGCCACUUUAGACAUGGAUGGACAGAUGAAGAGGUGAGAGAAGAUGGGAAGAUCCCCAUAGUGCCACUUAUUCCACUGAUGCCCAGUAAGCCAAUAGAGGAUUUAGGGACGCCACCGACUCCAGGGCCCUCGUCUGAUCCCCUGUCCAUUGGGACAACGGACAGCACAGAGCCGGGCACAGUUGCCCGAGAGGGGACAUCUGAGGAGGAGACGGAUGGCCUCUGUGCCGAGCUCUCCAGUUCAGAGCUCAAGGAGGCCAUAGGAAGCGGGGUCAUGAAGCUCGGCCUGAAGCUCUUGGAGAAGCUGCCAACAGGGCCUGAGCAGCCCAACGUGAUCAUCUCGCCUCUCAGUCUCUCCCUGGCUCUUUCCCAAUUGGCCCUGGGAGCUGUAAAUGAAACUGAGCAGCUGCUACUGGAACAUUUGCAUGCAGACGCACUGCCCUGCUACCACAAGGGGCUACGUAGCGUCCUAUACCAUCUCCAGAAGAGCAACAUUCAGAUUGCCACCCGCAUGUACACUCAAGAAGGAUUUGAGCCCAAAAAGGAAUUUGCCCAAAUGUCCCAGGAAAUGUAUGGCUCCGAGCCAGAAGUGUUGGCUGGGAUAAAGGAGGUUAAUGAGUGGGUAGAAAAAGCCACCAGUGGUCAGGUGACGGACUUCCUUGCCAGCCUCCCAGCUAAUCUGGUGCUUAUGCUCAUUAACGCUGUGCAUUACAAAGGAAAGUGGCAGACACGUUUUGAUCCCAGACAUACCUCCAGCGAUCUUUUCUAUAUUGACAACAAGCAUAUUGUGAAUGUAGAAAUGAUGGUUGAACCCAAAUAUCCCCUGAGACUUUUCAUUCAUAAUGAACUUGAUGCACAGGUUGCUCGUCUCCCAUUUAAGGACCAAAUGAGCCUUCUAAUAGUGUUGCCCAUGUCAGGACAGGUGAACAUGACCGACAUUGCAGCAAAUUUUAAUACUUCAGACCUUUACGCCCGUUUUCCAAAGGAGAGGAGCAUGCUGGUCCGACUUCCUAAAUUUAAGCUGGAGUACGGUCAAGAGCUAGAGGAGGCCUUGACCAACAUAGGUUUGGGAGAGCUGUUUACUAGUCCAAAUCUCGCUGGCAUCUCCGACAGUCCUCUGGUGGUGUCUAGUGUCCAGCACAAAACAAGCAUGGAGAUCACAGAAGAAGGAGCUGAGGCUGCAGCUGCAACCAGUGUCUCCAUCUCACGCUCUAACCCCUCCUUCAGCGUUAACCAGCCAUUCUUCUUUGCCCUCGUGGACGACCAGACGUUAACACCCGUCUUCCUCGGAGUUGUCACCAACCCAAAUCCUGAGUCUCCCUCCAUGGUUUCGGUAUCAGGACAUCCAGAUAAAAUGGGUUUCCCUGCCAUAAAGGACAAAAUUUAUGCUGGUCACCCUCCUAAGUAAGAAGACUACUGUUUCAAGUUUAAAGGGAUUUUAGACUGACCACCAGAUCAACACGGAUGGACAAAUCCAUUACUAUUUUCAAAUCCAUGCCAAUUCCUCCCUUCUUAAAAAAGCAGAUAUGGAGACGCUGAAUGGAUUUACUAUCUGCAAAAACAUCAACUUUAUAUUAUUUUCAGUUUGUAACACACAGAAUGUCCCUCUUGCCUUGAAUUUAAUUUGUGAUUAAAGUUCUGUAAAGUGCUGGCUUCAGAUUGAUGAAAGGUAACUUUUAAUACAUUUCAAACUUUGUUUUCUGUUCAGCCUGUAAGUAAAUAACAAUUGAAAACACUGAAGUAAUAAACAUUCCUUUGACAUUA